UAAUCAAACACUGCCGGAAACAGGUCGUGCGAUAGAAUGCUCGAGAUUCAAUAUGGCCACCUACAUGAGAAUGCUGGGUGCUUGCAAGCAGUCUUGUAAAAACGGGACAAUGUUAUCGAGAAACUACCCCAAUAUGUUUAUAACAGGGGCUGUGCAAUCUCUCCUAAUCGAGUCAUCUAGAGGGCCUGGAAUGGUGGCCAAAAGGUCUUAUUCCACGAGCGGUACACUUCAGAAAACAUGCUACGGCCGCUUUGGUAACGUUUUCUCAUCAGUUACAGGAGGUGAGAGGCUUGCGCAAAUCAACCGAUGGACCAGGAUCACCGGUGUUUUUGCUGGAGAAAGAAAUGUCCUGGGAUGCAAGGCUUCGGCCAGUUGCAACCAGAUACGAUUUUUUGGCAACAGAGGUAGCGGCGCUGGCUUCUCGGGGGAAGACGGCUCAGAGAGCAGCGGUUCUGGGGGAGACGAGUCGGGGGGAGAUGGAGUAACACCGUACACCUCCCCACAGAUGACAGCUCUCACACCGAUGCUGGUGCCGGAAGUGUUCCCCAACGUGCCUCUGAUCGCUGUCAGUAGGAACCCGGUGUUCCCAAGGUUCAUCAAGAUUAUCGAGGUGAAGAACAAGCCGCUGAUGGAUCUUUUGAGGAGAAAAGUCAGACUGGCCCAACCGUACGCUGGCGUUUUCCUAAAGAAAGAUGACGCUAAUGAGUCUGAUGUGGUUGAGAGUCUGGAUGCCAUCUACAACACGGGGACCUUUGUACAGAUACAUGAGAUGCAGGAUCUUGGUGACAAGCUGAGAAUGAUUGUCAUGGGCCAUCGAAGAAUCCGUAUCACCAAGCAGUUAGAGGUGGAGCCGGACGAGCCUGCUUCUGAGCAUUCCUCUGACACUGAACCGGGGAGCCUGCUCAAGGCCUCACGUCGAAAGGCCAAGAGGAAGGAGCGUAAAGAGCCAGCCACCAUGGCUGAAGCCAUGGAGGAGAAGGUGAACGAGGCCAACCUGAUCGUAGAGGCGAUUCCUCUGCCCUCCUCUGAUAUCCUUAUGGUGGAGGUGGACAAUGUGGUGCAUGAACAGUUUGAAGUCUCAGAGGAGGUUAAGGCAUUGACAGCAGAGAUCGUGAAGACCAUCCGUGACAUCAUCGCCCUAAAUCCACUUUACAGAGAGUCUGUUCUUCAGAUGAUGCAGGCUGGGCAAAGAGUAGUAGACAACCCAAUCUAUCUGAGUGAUAUGGGAGCUGCUCUCACAGGGGCAGAGUCACAUGAACUACAGGAUGUCCUGGAAGAGACCAAUAUUCCCAAACGUCUCUACAAGGCUUUAUCGCUGCUAAAGAAAGAAUAUGAGCUGAGUAAGCUGCAGCAACGCCUUGGCAGGGAGGUGGAGGAGAAAAUUAAGCUGACCCACAGGAAGUACCUCCUGCAAGAGCAACUGAAAAUCAUUAAGAAGGAGCUGGGCUUGGAGAAGGAGGACAAGGAUGCCAUCGAGGAGAAGUUCAGGGAAAGACUGAAAGAACGCACCGUCCCUGAGCACAUCAUGGAGGUUAUCAAUGAGGAGCUCAACAAACUCAGCCUGCUCGAUAACCACUCCUCAGAGUUCAAUGUGACCCGGAACUAUCUGGACUGGUUGACCUCCAUGCCAUGGGGAACUAAUAGUGAGGAGAACCUAGAGCUGAAACGGGCCAAAGAGGUGCUAGAGGAGGACCAUUAUGGGAUGGAUGAUGUCAAAAAACGCAUUCUGGAGUUUAUUGCAGUGAGCCAGCUGAGAGGCUCAACCCAGGGAAAGAUCUUGUGCUUCUAUGGCCCUCCUGGUGUUGGAAAGACCAGCAUUGCCCGCUCCAUCGCCAGAGCACUCAAUCGAGAAUAUUUCCGCUUCAGUGUUGGCGGUAUGACAGAUGUUGCCGAAAUCAAAGGCCACAGGAGAACAUAUGUUGGAGCCAUGCCUGGAAAGAUCAUUCAGUGCCUCAAGAAGACAAAGACAGAAAACCCACUGGUCCUAAUUGAUGAGGUUGACAAGAUUGGUCGGGGUUACCAAGGCGACCCGUCCUCUGCAUUGCUGGAGCUUCUAGACCCUGAGCAGAACUUUAACUUCCUCGACCACUACCUGGAUGUGCCUGUGGACUUGUCCAAGGUUCUAUUUAUCUGCACUGCCAAUGUGACUGACACCAUCCCAGAGCCCCUCAGAGACCGCAUGGAGAUGAUCAACGUUUCUGGAUAUGUGGCCCAGGAAAAACUAGCCAUCGCUGAGAAGUAUCUGGUACCCCAGUUACGAACUCAGUGUGGGCUGACCGAGGAUACAACCAACAUUUCCCCAGAUGCUCUGAAUCUUCUUAUCAGACAGUACUGCAGAGAGAGUGGAGUCAGAAACCUACAGAAACAAGUGGAAAAGGUUUUCCGGAAAGUGGCAUUCCGUAUUGUGAGUGGGGAGGAGACAGCGGUCCAGGUUACCCCUGACAACCUGCAGGACUAUGUGGGCAAACCCAUAUUCACCGUGGACAGAAUGUAUGAUUCGACACCACCUGGCGUGGUCAUGGGCCUGGCAUGGACUGCUAUGGGUGGAACCACGCUGUUUAUCGAGACGUCCCUGAGGCGGCCUCGGGACACUGGGGUUAAGGACAAGGAUGGACCCAGGGAGGGCUCCCUGGAGAUCACCGGGCAGCUGGGCGAUGUGAUGAAGGAGAGCGCCAAGAUCGCCAGUACUUUUGCCAGGGUGUUUCUCAUGAAGCAGCAGCCAGACAACAAUUUCUUUUCUGGUUCCCACCUCCAUCUGCAUGUCCCUGAGGGUGCUACUCCCAAGGACGGGCCCAGUGCCGGCUGCACCAUCGUCACGGCCCUGCUGUCCCUGGCCACCAACACACCGGUGCGGGAGAACGUGGCCAUGACAGGCGAGGUGUCCCUGACCGGAAAGAUCCUGCCGGUGGGAGGCAUCAAGGAGAAGACCAUCGCUGCGAAGCGUGCAGGUGUGACCUGCAUCAUCUUACCGGCAGAGAACAAGAAAGACUUCUCUGACCUUCCAGAGUUCAUCACUGAAGGCUUGGAAGUUCACUUUGUGGAUCAUUACACAAAGAUGUACCCCAUUGUCUUUCCAGAACAAUGUAAACACUGAAUUACAUGAACCUAUGAGACUGACACUGAUACCUGAGCUGCUACCACUGUUAUUAGGGAUGGACACAACAGGAUAGUUAAUGUUCUACAGUGAAGGACGUUCGGGCAACCAGAUAUUUUCUGAAGGAGGAUUUUCAGAUCAAUGAUUUGUUUUACUUUCACUUGCCGUUAAAGUACCACUUAUACUGAGAGUGUGAGACAGCUCUGUCGUCAGUGGUUGUACAGCUGAUCAGUUGGACUACAUAAGGCAGGGGGUAUGUUCAGAAGGGUGAAACAUUUGGAUCUUUUCAGAUAGAACUGUAUGGUGAAUUACAGGUACUGUCUGUCCUGUAAAAUAGCUAAAGAAGACUCUGGGUUACAACAGUUGAAUACAAAGAUCCCCAAAAAACAACAAACCGUUGGGGUCAUGAUGUUGCUGCUACGCAGCCUAGACUUACUAGAUCUUUUUAUUUACCAAAAAUGUAUGUUGCAUUUAAUCUGUUAAAAUGAA
Esox lucius (northern pike) is the source of this 3583-nucleotide messenger RNA. It is a transcript of the gene lonp1, whose product is annotated as lon peptidase 1, mitochondrial. Gene Ontology annotation, cellular component: mitochondrial matrix. The record is from RefSeq and is a predicted model, not a curated record. The transcript is spliced from 18 exons. Gene Ontology annotation, molecular function: ATP-dependent peptidase activity; ATP hydrolysis activity; single-stranded DNA binding. Bases 53 to 3094 code for a protein of 1013 amino acids. NCBI's taxonomy places the organism in Eukaryota, Metazoa, Chordata, Actinopteri, Esociformes, Esocidae. Gene Ontology annotation, biological process: protein quality control for misfolded or incompletely synthesized proteins; mitochondrion organization; protein catabolic process.